Spizellomyces punctatus DAOM BR117 is the source of this 1300-nucleotide messenger RNA. Its product is annotated as prefoldin, alpha subunit. Gene Ontology annotation, molecular function: transcription corepressor activity. The transcript is spliced from 4 exons. The record is from RefSeq and is a predicted model, not a curated record. NCBI's taxonomy places the organism in Eukaryota, Fungi, Chytridiomycota, Chytridiomycetes, Spizellomycetales, Spizellomycetaceae. Gene Ontology annotation, biological process: negative regulation of transcription by RNA polymerase II. Bases 401 to 883 code for a protein of 160 amino acids.
GAAAAGCAUUGGUCCGUGUUUCCGAGUGGGACGUAAGACCCCCGCCUCUGAAGAAACAACAUUGCCUUGUGCACCUCUGACUGCAAUGACUUUUGACUCGCCCAUGGCACAUCUCGUUCAUGUACAGAAAACAUGCACAUGAUUGCACGAUCAGCCUUCAUUGUGACGGGGCUGCUUGCUUUAAAACAUGACAUAUCCAGCUAGAUAGUCCAGUCGGCCCGUCCGACCAUCCCUUUGUAGCAGAUAUCCCAAGUAGAUGCCUUCACCAAAUCAAAUGGAAAGCUCCACUGUCCCUUCAAAACCUUCACCAAAUCUGUCACGUGAAUUUGUGGGGAUGCAGCUCAUAACAGAUCUAGUGGGAUGGGAAUAGGACAGAUCAGUUCAACUGAAAUCAGCAACCAUGGACAAGCCAAACCUCACAGAGUCCGGCUCACGAGACAAAACAAAACAAAUAGAAAGAUACGAACGCUUUGUAAAUGAGCGACUACGAGUAGACCUACAAAAGGCUGUGGUCGCUCGGGACAAGAUUUACGAGACCAUUGCUGAAUACCUAAAGUUGCGUAACCAGAUUGACCUGCUCAGAAAUGAAAAGCUCAACGAGCUGAAAACCAUGAUGGAUGUUGGAUGCGAGUUUUUCAUGCAAGCCAAAGUGCCAGAUACAUCGAGGAUCUACGUCAAAGUAGGAGCAGGCUACCACGUUGAACUAACGCUGGACGAAGCCGUUACUUUCAUUGGAGAAAAGGAGAAAUCAUUACUAAAAGCGGCUGACAAACACACGGAGACGGCAUCAAAAAUAAAAGCACACAUAAAGCUUGUGUUGCAAGCCAUUCAAGAGAUUUUGGAAUUGGAUCACACGGAGCAGAAGGUGUAUCGAGAACCUUGAUGCGAGAUGGGCUGCAUGGUGCUAAGUAUUUAUUUACAAGCAUGUAAGUUCCUAAACGCCAAAAGGCCGGCGGGUAUGUAUAUACAUGAAGGGUGACGGAUCUUAGAUGUAGCAUUGUUUAUAUUUAUGCACUUGCAUGGGAGGGGUGUGUGGAAUUAGUUCGAGAUGAUUUGUGGGUAUGUCUUGCUACCAUUAGCAUUCUAGGGAUUUUAAUCCUACUGCAUAUAUCGUGGCAACGCCUGAACACAGGCGCAUGAAAUUACUCGUAAUAUCUUGUAGAAAGAUAGUAUUCUGAGUAUGAGCAUCAGAUACACUCAUCUAGAACUUGAGUCUCCACUUUAAGAAGGAGGCUUUGGGAUAUAUUUUGCCCACAACAAGACGGAAAAAUGUACAAAGAAUAAAAUCCUGACAAUGGCG